AUGGAAAUGGAUUGGAGAGAAAUAAUAAGCUAUUCUCAAAAGGAAUUGAAACAAGCAGAAAAAGAAAAACUUUGCGAAACUUUGUCCUGGAUGGAAGCUGAUGAUAUCGAACUAAACUUUAGUGACUUAAAAACUUUAUUUCGUCUCUCUCAAGAUAUUCUAAAAUAUAAAACUGAACAAGUAAAUUCUCCUGCCAUGAGUUCCGCAAGCAUGUUUGAAACAAUUGCGCAUCAAGAGGAAGUUAUAAGGGCAAAUAAGGAGGUCCUCGAACAACUUUAUGCAGAGAUUGCUGAAUUAGAAGGGCGGAAAAUUAAAUAUAGUGAAAAAACUCUUGUACAACAAGAUAGUGAUUCGAGUCGAAAUACGUUAUCUGAAAUUAACGAGAUCGCGCAGUUAGAAAAUGAAAUAUCUAAAAGAAAUAGACACAUAAGAAAAUUACUCGCCGACGUUAAAAUUUUGGAAGAAGAAAAUACUUCAUUAAAAGAUAAAUUACCAGUUUUCAAAGAAAAAUUAAGAGAAGCAACACAUCUUAUCGAAAAUCUAACCCAACAAUUAUUUACUCUAAGUAACAAUGUUACAAGUCUAAAAGAACAUCUCGGUAGAACUGAACAAGAAAAGGCUAAUUUAUAUAUUGAAGUGGAAAACUUGAAAAAUUUAUUGAAAUCGAAAACAGAAGAAAUCGUACGUUUGUCAAAUGAAAAUUCACAAUUGAAAGAAGACCUUACAUUAACAUAUAAUAAAAUAAAUUCUCCAAAUAAACCUUCUCAAGAAGAAUUAAAAAUAAAAGAAUUACAAGAAAAACUAGCAGAAGCUUCAGACGAAAUUAUAAAGUCUGCAGACAUAAUAAAAGUAUUGUCAAAUGAAAAUAAGCAAUUAAAAUCAAUAAUUGAUGAUAUAGCUGAUAAUUCUCUAACUGACCAAAAAAAUGAAAGCGACGAUGGAAAAGAAAAGAAUAUGAUAAUUAAACUUAAGAAAAAAGUAAAAAAUUUAAAUGACGCUCUUAAAUGUUCGGAAGAUAUGAUAGCUGUAAGAGAAAGAGAGCUUACCGAAACUGCUAAGCAACUACAAUUGCUAAAAUCAGACGACGGUAUAAAUACGUUGAUAGAAGGAAUUAAGAAAAAAAAGAGAGAUUUAAAAAUAAGAGAUGAAGGUAUAAAAAAUCUUGUGCAUGAAGUAAAUAGUUUAAACCAGCUUGUAAGUGAUCUACAACUAGAAAAUGAAACAAUGAGAGAAAAACUGCAAAUACCAUUAAAUAAGAAGAUCGACUCUCAUGGGAUUUUAAAAAAAAUUAAUGACAUCAAAAGUAAUAAUACAGAACUCGGAAAAAAAGUAAAAAAAUACGAGAAUAAGCUUAUUUCCCUCGAGAUAGAUAACCACGACAAGGAUACAAUAAUUUCGAAUUUAAAAGCAAUGAUGAAUAUGGCUGAAGUAGAUAAAAACAUAAAUAUUGGUGGCAUUGAUAAUGAUGGAACAGAAAAUGGACGUCCAGACAAUAUUUCAAUAGGUGAAAAUAGUUCAAAAAUAACAGAUAUGCAAGCCAUUAUUGAAGAAAAUGAAGGACUUAGAAACGGGCUAACUGAAAUUCUGAAUUUGUUAAAAGAUAAUAGCAAUACAAGUUCUGGUGUCUUAGCGAUAGAAUGUCCAAGCUUAGAAGCUAUUUUAAAUUCGUUGUUAGCACGGAAAGCAGCAGGCUGGUUUUCACCCCAUAUGAAAACAGUAAUGGAAUUAAAACAGGCAGUAGGUAGCAAAGAUGCCUUAAUGUCUGCACUACAUGAAUCAAGGAAGGAAACUUUUAACGUAAUGGUAAAAUUGAAUACAGAGGAACAAAGGUCAUCGAAAUUAGAAAAAACAUUACAAGAAAUUAAGAACAAUUUAAAAGAAGAUAAUGAAGACAAUGUGUCAAGUACAACGGAUAUCAGUAUUGGAGAAUUUGGAUCUUGGAUGAUACACAAUAAUUACGACAAAAUCGAUUUAAAGAACGAAAAUGAUAUUCGAAGUAUAGUUUCUAAGGGAAACAUGUGGUUUGAAAAUCAGUUCAAAGAAGUUAUUCAAUAUUUCCAUAGUAAAUUUGCAACACUUUUUGAUAAGCUUACAGCUUUGACGAUAAGUACAGCUGAUGAUCGCAAUAAAUGGAGCCUUCAAGAAGAAAAUUAUAAAGCAGAAAUAGAAAAUUUAAAAUCCCAAAUAGAUGAAAACGACGAAAGUAGUAGUACACAUUCUCCUGGAUUAAUAAACAUGACAAAAUCAAACUUCGUAGACAGAAAGUACAUUUUUUUAGAAGAAUCUUAUAAACAAAUAAGAACACUAAAUGAAAAUAUAAAAAAUGAAUACUUAGAAAUUAAAAAAGAAAAAUUGAAUGAAGCUUAUGAAUAUGAAAGAAAGAUUCAAAAUUUAAUACAAUCUAUUAUAAAUUUGAGUGACAAGUUACGCAAUUCAGUUCCAUUUGAAUUAUUUUUUAAACAGAAUAAUAUGUUAAAUGAUUUUAUUCUUAAAUACAAUUCACCAGUAAAAGAAAUUAUAUCAAAUAUAGACAAUUCCGUCCUUCAAAAGCAGUUGAAACAAACUGCUAACGAAUUACAAAUCAAAAAUAAUGAAAUAGAAAAGUUAGAGAAGACAAUAUUGGAUUUACAAAAUUCAGAAUCAGAAAUACUAGAUAAAACCUUAAAUUCUGAACCAGGUGAAUACGUAAAUUAUCUUAAGGAACAAAUGGAAACAUUAAAUGAUCAAAACAAAAUACUAAAAGAACAAUAUCAGCAAACUGGAAAUAAACUAGAUAAUGUGCUUUUGGAGCUACAAGCAUAUAAAAAUAAAGAACUAAGCAACCAUAAAGAAAUAAAUAUGUUAAGGCAUCAAAUUCUAGAUCUACAGUCUGAUGGAGAUGUUAAAGCUUCAAUGGCUAGAAUAAGCGGUGAAGUUUUAUUAGCACAAAUGCAAAGUUCGGAAAAUCAAAAUAAAAUUGAAUCUCUUAAGCUUGCUUUAAAUCGAGAAAAAGAACUUAGAGCUGAAACCGAAGAAUUGUUAAUGAGCCGUCAAAAGGUGUUUGAUAUUUAUAUUCUCCGAUACGAUACAAAUUUAAGGAAGUUGAAUGAAGUCAUUGAUGUAUUAAGACAACAAUAUCAAGGAAGCUUACCGCUCAUUUCUGUUGAAAACUUUAUAAAUAAAGCAGAAGACAUUCAACGUAAAUCCGUUGACAUUGAUAAUAAACUUAAUGAAAUAGAAGAUUUGCAAUCAACUUUAAUGACAAAACAUAGUGUUUAUAAUCAAAUAUUAGAGAUGUCCGCUGUCAAAUGCUCAGAUAACGAGGACAUUUGCCCGCAUAAAAUCAAAAAUAUUAUUACAGAAGAAACCCAAAAACUUGAAAUAGAACAUUACAAAAGAAAAAUUAUGUCAUUAGAACAAUCACACGAAGAACUUUUAAAGCGAUGUUGCCUUCUAGACAAAACAUUGAUUUUGCUCAAUCAAGGAUUUAAACUAAACGAUCUUCCAUCUCAAAAUGGAACUCAUAAAAAACAAAAGGAGCAUAUAAGUUUAGAAGUUGAAGAUAUUCAAUCGGACGAUGACAUGAGUAGUAGAAGAAGUCGUACACAAACCUUAUCUCAACCUAAAAUGGACGUAAACAUUAUCAACGAAAGUAAAAGUCAGACAGAAGAAACAGUUCAUAAAACAUAUCCACAACAUCUACCACAGAUCAAUGUUAAAAUAAACCAACAAACACAGACUUUUUGGAAUGAAAAGAAAUUAGAUGUUAAGCUAAUACAAACGGAACUUGAUAAAAACCAAGUUGAAUUAAAUUCACUGGUAGACAAUCUUUUAUCGGAGAAAAAGCAAAAAGAAAGGAUCAUUGAAGAAACGAAUGCAAUAGCUAAACAGAGAGCACAGGAAAUAUCGCGUCUUAAGAAAGAAAAACAUGAAAUAAGUACAAUGCUUAAAAAUGUAACUGGCUUAUGUAAUCAAAAAGACGAAUCAAUUAAAAAGUUAGAAUUAAUCCACGAAUCUCUGAAACAAGAAGUCAGUGAUCUACAAUCAAAUCGAGUCAAGGAAAUAAACAAACUAAAUGAAGCAGUGAGUGAAGAAAAGCAGACUCUUUUAAUAGAAAUUAAGAAAAUAGAAAAUGAUAAAAACGAAAUAAUAAGUGAAUACAUACAGUUAUUGAGCAAGGAAAGAGAGGACUAUACAAACUCUUUGAAAAGCUUACAAAAUAAACUAAAAGAUUUGCAGAUUAAAUUGGAUACGAGAAAAACUGAAGCAAUCACGUCCCAAGAUGACGUUAGUAAAGAGUCAAGCAUUAAGUUUACGUUAAAAAUUUGCAAUUUAGAAGAAAAAUGUUUUAACCUACAGAGUGAAUUAGAUGGAUACAAAGCAGAUUUCGAUAACCAGCAAGGAGAAUUAGAACGGUGGAAGAGUUUAGCAUCCGAGAGACUUAGUAAAAUGGAACAACUUAGCACACAAUUAAAGGAAAGGCAUACACAUGAAGUAGAAUCGUAUAAAGCAGAAAAUCAACAUUGGCUCACACAGUUAAAGGAAACGCAACGCGAACACAUAGACUUAAGAGCCCGAUUAACUGAACAAAGAACUUUGCACCUAAAGCAGGUGACGGAAAAAGACAAUCACAUUGAACAGCUCCGUUCUGUUGUAAACAAUCUUAAGACGCAAAUUCUAAAUAUGCAAACUAUGCUCACCAUUAAUGAUCCUAGCUUCGAUCUCUCUGCUAUCGUAGAGGUUGAUGAAGUUAGCGAUGGAGUAUCACAACAGGGAUCGGAUAGACUAGAAUUAAAAUUCGAUUCAACGGUAGACUUUAAUGAAGCACAAGAAGAUUUUGCAAAAUUGCCUUGUACUUCCACUGCUAUAUGGCAAGAGCCAUUGAUAGAACGUUUGCGAAGAGAGAAGCAAUUAAUGGCCAAACAGAACACAAUAUUACGUAGACAGGUCAAAGUUCUAGCAGCAAGAGAACGGAGGUCACGAUUGGAUGCACAGAAUCUAAAAAAUCAAGUAUUCCGCAUCAGCACCACCGGUAACAAAGUUCCAUCAGCAGAGUCAGCGGCGCUACAAAGUAAGAUCGCGUCGCUGCAGACUCAACUCACAAGCGCGCGUCGCGACGCAAAUUCGAACGUCGCGCUCUGGGAUAAGUGGAAAAGAGCGCAACAGGCAUCAGAGCGGUGGCAGGCCCGUUACGAAGAAAAAUGUCAAGAGGUUAAGAAAAUAGAAACGAGUUUGAAUAUGAAUAAAUCAGCCGUAAACAGAUUAGAAAAGGAAAAGCGUAUUCUUCUGUCCAGACUUGGGGAAGAUAGACAAGAAAAACAUUUAGCAAUAGAAAAACAAGAUGCCGAAGAGUCAGAGAAAGUCUCGUCUAGGAGCGAGCAAUGCCAAAGUCCUCCAGCUUUAUCUACCCGGGCGAUGCUUGGCAGGAUCGAGGCACAGCAACGGAGGAUCGCCGCGCUUGAACUCGCUGAAAGGGGCAAUGAAACCUUGGUCUCAGAAUACGAAAAGUCUUUGGCAGAAAUAACAUCACUCAAAGGGCAAGUGUUAAAACUCGAAUCCACACUUCUUGAGGCUGAAAUUCGCUCUCCGUUUAAAUCUACGAUGGAUAGCCAGCCCAGCCAAGAGUUACAAUAUUGGAGGAAUUACUGCGAUAUGUUGAAAGAAGAAAAUAUGCAAUUGACACUGAGAGUGAACUCUAUGGAUGUUACUCCUACUUCCGCUCAUCAGCAUCGCAUCAAUGACUUGGAACAGACUGUCCUUACUCUGAGAGGGCUUGUAAGUAAAUUGCAAGCGGACCAAAAGUCUUCAUCUACAAGCAUUCAAAAGCGAGUUGACUCUCGACCUGGUAGUGGACGAAGCGGAACUGAUAAGGUUCGAAGUCAAAUAGAAACAUAUCGUAUUGAAAUAUCCAAUCUCAAAAGAAGCAUCUUAGAAAAAGACGCACUUUUGGAGAAAUCAAAGGACAUGUUGAAAGUCGCCGCUGAAAGAGAAGACGAAUUAUUGAGAGAGAAUAUGAUGAUUCGUCGUCGCUUAGACCAACUAAGGGACGGUAAAGGAGGUUUCAUGUCAGCAUAAAAUUGGAGAUAAGGGAAAAUGAAACACUAAUCUAAAUUUUUAACAAUGUAAUCGUAUAAA
Messenger RNA from Vanessa atalanta (red admiral), 6114 nucleotides. Its product is annotated as centrosomal protein of 290 kDa-like. The coding region runs from base 1 to 6054 and encodes 2017 amino acids. Lineage: Eukaryota; Metazoa; Arthropoda; Insecta; Lepidoptera; Nymphalidae. The transcript has 32 exons. The record is from RefSeq and is a predicted model, not a curated record.